AGCCGCCGCCAUUUUGCUCCGAGCGGAAGGAGGAAGAGCAGCGGGGGAAACAUUCAACUUGCAGCAGAAAGCUUCCACUAACUCGUUCUUUCUGCCAUGGAGGUCCCGGGACCGGACAGCGACUGGAGGAGUCCGCAGUUCCGGCAGAAAGUCGUCGCUCAGAUCGAGGAGGCGAUGAGGAAGGCAGGAACUGCACACACUAAGUCCAGCAACGAUAUGGAAAACCACGUUUAUGUCAAAGCCAAAUCCAGAGAGGAGUAUUUGUCUCUGGUGGCGAGGCUGAUCAUUCACUUUAGAGACAUCCAUAAGAAGACGCACGGAGGUCCAGAUCCCAUUAACGCCCUGACUAACUUGACUGGGGUCGGGGGGGGGCCCGGCGUCAUGGGGAUGGGGCCUCGGCCUGCCGGCGCUCCGGUGGGGGGCAUGGGGUCCAUGGGGCCGAUGCAGAUGGUGGCCGGAAACCCGCAAGCUAUCGGGGGUCCGGGACAGAUGCCGAUGCAGCAGAUGGUGCAGCAGCAGUCCAUCCAGUUCCAACAUUUCCAGCAGCAGCAGAACAGCAUGCAGCAGCAGUUUCAGGUGCAGCAGCAGCAGUUGAGGGUGCAGAUGCAGCAACAGCAGCAACAACAACAACAACAACAACAGCAACAACAACAACAACAACAGCAGCAGCAGCACCACCAGAAUCAACAACUUCAGCACCAGAACCAGCAACUUCAGCACCAGAACCAGCAGCAGGCACAGAACCAGCAGCAGCAGAACCAGAUGCACCAGACCAGGAUUCAGCAGCAGCAGCAGAUUCUGCAGCUCCAGCAGCAAGCCCAGGCCCAGGCCCAGGCCCAAGCCCAAGCCCAAGCCCAGGCCCAAGCCCAAGCCCAAGCCCAGGCCCAAGCACAAGCCCAGGCCCAAGCACAAGCCCAGGCCCAGGCCCAAGCACAAGCACAAGCCCAGGCCCAAGCCCAAGCCCAGGCUCAGGCCCAAGCCCAGGCCCAGGCCCAUGUCCAAUCCAUCCAGCACAUGGUUCAGCAGCAGCAGCAGCAGGUUCAGCCUCAGCCGGGUCAGCACAUCUUGCAAAAGACCUUGCAGGCCCGUGCAUCAUUGCAGCAAGCUGCAGCUCAGGCGCAACACAACGCAACAGCAGGCGCUCCGGGGCAGUUGGUCCGUCCUGUGAUGCAGAUUCCGACCCGGAUGCCUCAGAACCCCCCCACACCCGCUGUAGGAGGACAGCCAAUGACACAGCAGACCCAACAGCAGCCAAUGAUGUCAUCGCCUUCACCUGGGCAGGUGCAAACCCCGCUGUCGAUGCCUCCUCCCCCUCAACCGUCACCCCAGCCCCCCUCCUCACAGCCCAACUCAGCCAGCUCCGGUCCCACUCCGUCCCCGGGGGGUUUCCAGCCCAGCCCGUCUCCUCAGCCCUCACAGAGCCCCGCCACCGCCAGGACCCCCCUCAACUAUGGAGUACCCUCACCUGGACCGCUCAACACCCCAGGUAACCCCGGCUCUGUGAUGAGUCCACCUGGAUCCACGUCUCUGGAGGACCAGCAGUACAUGGAGAAACUGAAACAGCUCUCUAAAUACAUCGAACCUCUGCGCAGGAUGAUCAAUAAGAUUGACAAGAACGAAGACAGGAAGAAAGACCUGAGUAAGAUGAAGAGUCUGUUGAACAUCCUGACGGACCCAAACACCAGGUGUCCCCUGAAGACGCUGCAGAAGUGUGAGAUCGCUCUGGAGAAGCUGAAGAACGACAUGGCCGUGCCCACCCCGCCGCCCCCCCAGCUGCCCAACAAGCAGCAGUACCUGUGUCAACCGCUGCUGGACGCAGUCAUGGCCAACAUCCGCUCCCCCGUCUUUAACCACUCGCUGUACCGCACCUUCGCCCCCGCCAUGACCGCCAUCCACGGACCCCCCAUCACGGCGCCAAACUUCUCCGGGAGGAAGAGGAAGCACGAGGAAGACGAGCGUCAGUCCAUCCCAAACAUCCUUCAAGGAGAGGUUGCUCGGCUCGACAUCAAGUUCCUGGUGAACCUGGACCCGUCCUACUGCAGCAACAACGGGACGGUGCACCUGGUCUGCAAGCUGGAUGAUAAGAACCUUCCCAGCGUUCCUCCUCUGCAGCUCAGCGUACCAGCAGAUUACCCUGAUCAGAGCCCUUACUGGGCCGACGAGGAGGACCAGUACGCAGGUGCGAACGGCUUCCUGCAGACGGUCCACAGAAACAUGACGUCCAAACUUCUGCAGCUCCCCGACAAACACUCUGUGACGGAGCUUCUGAACACCUGGGCCCAGAGCGUCCGCCAGGCCUGUCUGUCUGCCGCCUGAAGCCCCGCCCCUGUCUGAUCUCAGGUGUCGGUCCUCUUGCUGUGUAAACCACCUGCAGAUGUUGUUCCCACGCUCGUCUUAGUCCCUGAAGGCCCCAUCGGGGAGGAUGUUUCUGGCCUAGUGCGUUCUGGGCAAACUGAGCUUGUACAUAAAAUGAACUCAAAAGGGAAAAGGUGCUUGUCUGUCCCAAUAUAUAUUCUGCCCCUGAAUGCAACGCGUGGUCGGUUUAGUUCAUUUCCACAGGAGCGAAGAACUAACUUUUUUUUUGCUAUCGUAAUAAAAAAACUGAAGAUGUGAACCGUA
Molecule: messenger RNA, 2619 nt
Organism: Gasterosteus aculeatus aculeatus (three-spined stickleback)
Lineage: Eukaryota; Metazoa; Chordata; Actinopteri; Perciformes; Gasterosteidae
Gene: med15
Product: mediator complex subunit 15
Biological process (GO): regulation of DNA-templated transcription
Molecular function (GO): transcription coregulator activity
Source: RefSeq, a predicted model, not a curated record